Phoenix dactylifera (date palm) is the source of this 915-nucleotide messenger RNA. Lineage: Eukaryota; Viridiplantae; Streptophyta; Magnoliopsida; Arecales; Arecaceae. The record is from RefSeq and is a predicted model, not a curated record.
AUGAGCCUGUCCCCCUUAUGUCUGGUUUGCGGGGUGGCCGAGUCAGUGGAUCAUGUACUAUUCCACUGCGAGAGGGCGAGAGGUGUAUGGAGGUUGACUGAGAUCCAGGGGGACGCCUGGAGCAGUAGGGUUAUUUUUCUGGAGAUAGUUCGACAUUGGGCUGGUGAUCCUCACAUGCGGAGAUCAGCCAUUAGGGCGUCUUGUACAGCAUAUCAGAUAUGGCUGGCCAGGAACGCCCGGGUGUUUGGGGAGCGGCGGCUAUCCCAGCGUUUUGUGAUGGAGCGGGCCUGUGCCCAAGCUGAUGAGAUUAUCCAUGUAGAGUCUGCUCAUAGACCUUUGAUAGCUCGGGACACCUGGGGCUCCCACAUUGCUUCGGCAGCUCCGCAUCGGGUAUUCUUUACCUGGGAGCCCCCACCCCCGAGUUUCCUCAAGGUUAAUUUCGAUGGCUCUGUCUUGGACGGUGGCAGGAGGGGAGGGGCCGGAUUUAUUGUCAGGGGCCCCGGCGCUGAUGCGAUGGCAGCUGGAGGCUGUCAGAUUUUUGAUACUUCGGUUCCAGGGGCGGAGCUGCACGCGGCCUGGAUGGGUCUGUCCUAUGCGCGGCGGGUGCUCCACGCGAGCUCGAUCCUGCUCGAGGGUGACUCAGCUACGGUGGUCAGCUGGAUCCGCAGGGGUCCGAGCUGCCAUGGUGGUGCCCACCCCUUACUUCGUGACAUUUGGAUGAUGGCGAGGGAGGAGGUUACAUUACAGGCUAUGCAUGUGUAUCGGGAGGCUAAUGGGGUAGCCGACUGGGUGGCAUCGUAUGUAGCGUGCCACUCGGGAGGUACCCUAUGGGCUGGGGAGAGAGAUAUGCCCGGAGCACUUCGGGACCUUUUGUAUUCUGACUCUAUAGGGUGUAUUCGUACCCGCUAUGUAUGA